AUGGUAACAUUGGUGUUGAGGGUGUUAUUCGAGAUGGGACAGGCUGAGUGCUCAUGGCCUUUGCAGUUAGGGGUAUCUUUUAGAGACUCCGUUUACACUUUUUACCUGUUUGGAGUCUCCUUUGAAUUUUCUGUUUGGUUGGCGAUAGGAUUACAAAUCAUGGGAAAGGAGCUAAAGCAAUCGCUUCAAAGUUUUCUUUAUAGAAAUCAAGAGCCUGCUAUUAGUAAUUCAGAAACUGUAGAAAUUUUGAAAGAGCACUACAUUCCUGAUUACAUACUUCUAACGGAAUCAGAAAAAAGAGAAGAAUGCCAUGUUCCUGAGUCUCCUGUUAUAGUAUUCAUCAAUUCCAAAAGUGGUGGGCAGCUGGGGGGUGAACUCUUAACAACAUAUAGGAAUCUUCUCAACAAAAAUCAGGUGUUUGAUUUGGGGGAAAAGACACCUGACAAGGUGCUAUACCAAGUUUACUUCAACUUGGAGAAGCUAAAGCAAAAUGGAGAUAAAUUGUCUGCUGAAAUUCAGAGGCGGUUGAGAAUUAUUGUUGCUGGUGGGGACGGAACAGCUGGUUGGCUCCUUGGAGUGGUUUCUGACCUUAAACUAGCACAUCCACCACCAAUUGCAACGAUGCCACUGGGAACAGGAAAUAAUCUUCCAUUUUCAUUUGGUUGGGGGAAGAAAAAUCCUGGUACAAAUUAUCAAUCUGUGAAGGCAUUCUUGAACCAAGUAAAGAAUGCAAAUCAGAUGAAAGUUGACAGCUGGCACAUUCUUAUGCGGAUGAGGGCUCCUAAAGAAGAAGGUUCGUGUGAUCCUAUUGCACCUCUUGAGCUACCCCACUCGUUGCACGCCUUUCGCCGAGUCCCCCAAGCAGAUGAAUUGAACGAGGAGGGAUGCCUCACUUUCCGCGGGGGAUUUUGGAACUACUUCAGCAUUGGGAUGGAUGCCCAAGUUUCUUAUGCAUUUCACACUGAAAGAAAGCUACAUCCUGAAAAAUUCAAAAGCCAAUUAGUUAAUCAGAGUGCAUAUGCUAAGCUGGGUUGUACGCAAGGUUGGUUUUGUGCUUCUCUCAUGCAUCCAUCUUCAAGAAACAUAGCUCAGUUGGCAAAAGUCAAAAUCAUGAAAAAGCCAGGUCAUUGGAUAGACCUCCACAUACCUCGCAGCAUUAGGUCCAUUGUCUGCCUCAACUUGCCUAGUUUUUCGGGGGGUCUUAAUCCAUGGGGAAGUCCUAAUAAGAAGAAGCUACACUCGAGAGACUUGACUCCGCCAUAUGUUGACGAUGGUUUUCUUGAGGUAGUCGGUUUUCGAGAUGCAUGGCACGGUCUUGUCUUGCUCAGUCCAAAUGGGCACGGGACUCGCCUCGCACAGGCGAACAGAAUCCGUUUUGAGUUCCACAAGGGUGCUGCUGAGCACACUUUCAUGAGGAUCGACGGUGAACCAUGGAAACAACCCUUGCCCACAGACGAUGACACUGUAGUCGUUGAAAUAUCUCAUUUCGGCCAAGUAAGCGUGCUAGCCAACGUACAUUGCCAAUCCAAAAGCAUCAAUGCACCUGAUUCACCAUACAGGUGCGAAGAAGAUGAAAACGACAGUCACGAAGAAGAAUUCCAGGAUGAUUCAGAAGGAAGGAAGAAGAUAGGUGCAGCUGACACUUUUCGACUACCAGAUGAUUUUGAUAUAGCACAAAUUAGUUAA
Messenger RNA from Fraxinus pennsylvanica, 1686 nucleotides. The record is from the annotation of a GenBank genome assembly. Lineage: Eukaryota; Viridiplantae; Streptophyta; Magnoliopsida; Lamiales; Oleaceae.